AUGGCUGUGAGUCUUCAGCAAGCCCCCCAAGACGAUGAGAACUGGCGGCAAGGUCGCCUUUGGAAUCGGCCAGUCGACCUGCCCGAAGAAGAUGCGAGUUUCCACCUCUGCGCAAGGCAUCGAGCUAUGAAAUUGAUGAGGUCGGACUUCUUCGACUGGCCAAAGGACAAAGAACUACCACCCGAUACACAUUUUGGACUGCUUGCUGAGGUCAUGGAGCGAAGCAAAUGGUGUGUCUUCUGCAGGCUUAUUGCACAAUCUGUAUCGCACACGAGUUAUGCCGACAAGGCAGAAGUUCUGGGUUGCUGGAUAGCCGAUGGGGUUCGAGAGGGACAUGAUACUGUUUCCCUGAGACUAAGGAUUCUGCCAGAAUUGGUAAGGCUUGAAGAUGCAUUUGCCCCAUUCGACGUGAUCCCUUUGGGUAGAGCUGGAUCGAAAGCCGAGUUGUUUUCAGGACGCAAAAUGCAGGCUGGCCAGAUCAACCUGAGUCUACUUCCUUCAUGGUACUGGACAUGUCAAAUUGAGCAUUCAUUUGACUGUGCUGCCAACACGAAUGUAGUGAGACCCGCUGGGACGGACUGGUGCUUCUCCCCGUAUAUACGGCUUCUCGAUCUGAAAGAGCGCUGCUUGGUUGAGUUGGUAGUGCCGAGAUCAUAUGUGGCACUCAGCUAUGUUUGGGGAGCCCAAUGCGUGUUUAAAACUCUUACUACUAACAUCCUCAAACUUAAACGCCCAGGAGAGCUGUUGCGUCAUCAUCACCUCUUCCCAAAAUCCAUACAAGACGCAUUGCUACUAACAAAUAUAUUAAAGCACCGUUACAUUUGGAUCGAUUCACUUUGUAUCAUCCAGGACAGUGAAACCGACAAAGCGAAACAACUUGCUGCUAUGGACCAGAUAUACUCGAGGGCAGCGCUGACAAUUGUAGCAGCCGGUGGCGACAGCGCCAAUGCGGGUCUUCCAGGACUUCACCCAGGCUCUCGACAUAUAACUCAGAACAUAGCGGAGUAUUCGCCCGAGCUGAUACUGAUGUCUUUGCAGCCCGACUGCCAGGUGGCACUGGAGACCACGACGUGGAACUCCAGGGGGUGGACCUACCAGGAGCGUCUACUCUCACGGCGUUACUUGUUCUUCGUAAACGAUACGGUGUACUUUCAAUGUUCUAGGGCGACAUGGGGCGAAGACUACUUUGCUGAAAAGGGUGACGUGGUGCGUUCCGCACCGAUGAUGGAUGUCAUACUCAGUCGAAGCUGGCAGCCACCUAAGAUGAUCAGGCGCAUCAGAUAUAGUCUGUCCAUUGGUGCAGGAUUUGGCAUGACGGCGCUCGAAUACCUGAAAAAAGCGCUUUUUCCUAUCUACUGCAGAGUGAUCACAGAGUACACAGCGCGGGACAUGUCGUAUGUGACGGAUAGGCUGAACGGUAUUCUUGGUGUUAUGAAUGUCUUGAUUCAUCAUGGCCACAUCGAUUUUUUUCAUGGGCUACCACGGCCAUUAUUGGAAGCUGCUAUGUUAUGGAGGCCACAGCAAAACCUCACGCGUGUACCAGACGAUAAUCGAACUGGUAGACCAUAUUGGCCAAGCUGGUCCUGGGCUGGCUGGACUGGUGGCAUAGGGUACGACCUCAAAGAUGAUUAUAAUGGCCAUGAACCCCUAACGAACGGCCCUGAUCGCACGCGAACGACUACAAGAUUAAGUCUUUGCUACCGUGAUCGAUUAAAUCCAGAUCCCAUAUCUGAUACAACUAGCCUGAGCAAUGCUGGUGCCUCGGCUUCAGUUGAUGGUCUGCACAUAAGAACCAAGGUCGCCAAGUUCAGGCUGACGCUCUUUGGCCGGAGUGGACAGAGCGAUGAUCCGCCUGAUCUGUGCCACUUUAGAAUAUCUUGUGCAGCGUCUGGCCCAUCCAGACCGGUGACGCCUGGUUCAACCGGCGGAGACGAUGAGCCCUGGCUGGGGUCGAUACGGUUGCCGAUAAGUUCUCGUUGCACGUUAAACGCAGAGUACGAGUUCAUCAUCCUGUCGGAGGCCUACAACUUCUCGAGCGAUGAAAUCGGACGCCAGGCUUCGUGUUGUAUAGAGCCCUGGUCGAUUGUGAACGUCAUGCUCAUAACGCGAAUGACGAGAACUGCAGAUGAGGCAGAGCGGUGGAGAGUUAUUGAUGAUUCCUGUAAAAUACCUCCUGUCGCUUGUGAAGUCGAAAGAAUAGGGGUGGGGCGGAUGUUGAAAGAUGCCUGGUCAACAGUAGAGUCAUUCAAGGACUUUAUCUUGGUCUGA
This is a messenger RNA of Truncatella angustata, 2268 nucleotides long. RefSeq names its product heterokaryon incompatibility protein-domain-containing protein. The transcript has a single exon. NCBI's taxonomy places the organism in Eukaryota, Fungi, Ascomycota, Sordariomycetes, Amphisphaeriales, Sporocadaceae. Bases 1 to 2268 code for a protein of 755 amino acids. The record is from RefSeq and is a predicted model, not a curated record.